This is a messenger RNA of Acanthisitta chloris (rifleman), 1900 nucleotides long. Its product is annotated as myosin-IIIb-like. The transcript is spliced from 17 exons. NCBI's taxonomy places the organism in Eukaryota, Metazoa, Chordata, Aves, Passeriformes, Acanthisittidae. The record is from RefSeq and is a predicted model, not a curated record. Gene Ontology annotation, molecular function: cytoskeletal motor activity; ATP binding. The annotation marks the transcript as partial. Gene Ontology annotation, cellular component: myosin complex.
UGGAGAGAGUGGUGCUGGGAAAACAGAGAGUACAAAGCUAUUGCUGCAGCACAUAAUGAACCUGUGCAAAGGCAACUUGCAGCUGGAGCAGCAGAUCCUCCAGGUGAAUCCUUUGCUUGAAGCUUUUGGCAAUGCCCAGACUGUGAUGAAUGACAACAGCAGCCGCUUUGGAAAAUACAUAAUGCUGCGUUUCCAGAACAGUACAGUGCAAGGUGCAAAGCUGAGUGAGUACCUGCUAGAGAAGUCACGAGUAGUGCAACAAGACACUGGGGAGAGGAAUUUUCACAUCUUCUACUACAUGUUUGCUGGACUGUCUUCAGAGGAGAAGGAAGUGUAUGGGCUAUUGAAUCCUACCCUCUACAGGUACAUAAGUGGACAGUAUGGUACGCAGGAUGUAGCUCAACGCUGGAAGCACAAAUACCAGGAGGUGUGCAAUGCCCUUGACAUUGUGGGCUUCCAGGAGCAGGAGAAAGUGGACAUGCUGGCUAUCUUGGCUGGUGUGUUGUCUCUGGGCAAUGUGACCUUCGAGCCUGAGGAGAGCAAUGGGUCUGUAAAAGUCAGUGAAACCUCCCAGGGGUGGCUGAAGGCUGCAGCGGGUCAGUUUGGAGUCCAGGAAGACGAGCUGUUAAAAUGUCUUAUUUGUACAAUGGCAGUGACACGAGGUGAGCAGAUUCAGCGUUUUCACACCCAACAGCAGGCAGAAGAUGCUCGGGACUCCAUUGCAAAGGUGGCGUAUGGCCGAGUGUUUGGCUGGAUCGUUGGCAAGAUCAAUGAGCUGCUGGCUGAGAAUGUGGAUCCUGAGGUGGAACUGAGGGAGAUAGGCAUCUUGGAUAUUUUUGGGUUUGAAAACUUUCCAGUGAAUCGUUUUGAACAACUUUGCAUAAACUUGGCCAAUGAGCAGCUGCAGCACUUCUUCAACCAUCACAUUUUCCAGUUGGAGCAGGCUGCCUAUAAGGAAGAAGGGCUGCCUUGGGAGAAUAUCACAUUCAACAAUAAUGAACCUAUUCUGAAUCUGCUCCUGGCCAAGCCACUUGGGCUACUAUCUCUUCUGGAUGAGCAGAGUGCAUUCCCUCAGGCAACUGACAAGUCAUUUGUGGAUAAACUAAACAGCAGCUUCAAGGGGAAUUCACACUUCCAGGCAGCCCAGGGCCGUGUGUUGGGCUUCAGCAUCAUUCAUUAUACUGGGAAAGUACAAUAUGCUGCCAAGGGCUUUCUAGAAAAGAACAGAGACACCUUGCCAGCCAGUAUCCGUGGGCUCUUCAUCAACAGUGUCACCCCCUUGCUCAGUGUGCUGUUCACAGCCACUGUCUCCAGGACGGGGACACUGAUGUCUCAUGUGAAAGCUAAGAUCACACCAGGAGCAGAUGACAAGUUCAACAGCACACGGAAACAGUCUGCUGGAGCUCAGUUCCGGCAUUCCCUGACAGUGCUCAUGGAGAGGAUGUAUUCUGCCAACCCACACUUUGUGCGCUGCAUAAAGCCCAACAGCCUGAAGGAGCCAGGUGUGGUGGAUGACCAGGUGGUGCUGCUGCAGUUCACUCCUUUUGAUAACUUCUUGGGCCCUUCUGCACCUUGCCCUGUUCUGGGGACAGAGGAACAGACGGAAGAAGAAGCAAAAAUGAGGAAACUCAAGAGAGGAGCAACUCUCCGUUGGUUCAAAGAGACACAGGCCCAGAAGGUCAUGCAGGAUGAUGGGGCCUUUCCAAGCUGGCUGCAUGGGAUGAUCAGCCGGCGGGGCAAAGACCGCUGCAGACACUACAUGAUCCGGAUGCAGGCCAACGCACGCUAUGUCAUCCUGGGGGAAGACCGGGCUCACGCCUCACUCACAGAGCUGGUUCGCUAUUACCAGACCGUGGGCAUCCGGCCCUUUAUGGAGAUACUGACUGUUCCCUGUGGGCAG